GGCCUCAGAUACGAACGCCUCCUGUUGCGCUCUUUUAAGACUUUGUCCGAGUCAUAGCAACUUCAUGCACAUUGCGCAAUCAGACCUUUGUGGAUACAAUCCAUACCAUGAAGCUCGUUCAAAUCGUUUAUCUCACAAUCCUUGCCACUCCCAGUGCUAUGUUUGCCCCAGUGGCAGCGAUACCUCAGGGCGUAUCCUGUGACGAACCAUACGUCGUCAAAAAGGAGGAUUUGGGAACUUGCACACCAGGGAAAGAGCCUAUGCAUCUCAGUCAGGCCUACGGAAGGUUGUGGGCAUGCUGUUCUGUGCGUUGCUGUUAGUUUUCGUGGUGACGACGAAGAAAUCAGAUAUAUUGGUUCAACGAAUAUAUCUGAUUCGUACAAAUAGGAGCAAUGCUAUUGGGGCCGGCCUAGGGCCUCAAGCCGAGCCGUGCACAUCAGCCUGGCCACUAGUAGUCUGUUUGGCCAGCUCCACAAAAGCGGCGAAU
Molecule: messenger RNA, 487 nt
Organism: Suillus bovinus
Lineage: Eukaryota; Fungi; Basidiomycota; Agaricomycetes; Boletales; Suillaceae
Exons: 3
Coding region: 108-320 (70 amino acids)
Source: RefSeq, a predicted model, not a curated record